Molecule: messenger RNA, 1339 nt
Organism: Durotheca rogersii
Lineage: Eukaryota; Fungi; Ascomycota; Sordariomycetes; Xylariales; Xylariaceae
Product: NAD(P)-binding protein
Exons: 2
Coding region: 180-1118 (312 amino acids)
Cellular component (GO): endoplasmic reticulum
Molecular function (GO): oxidoreductase activity
Source: RefSeq, a predicted model, not a curated record
AGCAGGCGGAGAAAUAGAGAGACACUCUGGAGGGAGUGAGACAGAGACAGAGAGAGGAGGACAGUAGAGAGCAUCUAUCGCAAUCCUUCGCCAACCAUCCCACACCCCCCCCCCCCUUUCCCUCCUCCCCCUUCCUCUCCCCCCCCUCCUUCUCCUUCUCGCUCAACGACCGCGGCCCAAUGAUGGCCGCCCUUCGGUUUAUUGGGGCCGCCUCUCUGACGUACGCGGCAUUCAAGCUCUUCGACUAUGCGUCCUUUUACCUGCUCCCGCCGGCGUCGCUCGCUCGCUACCGCACGACUGAGGAUGCAUGGGCGCUCGUCACCGGCGCCUCCGCGGGCAUUGGGCUCGGCACCGCGCAGGAGCUCGCCGCGCGCGGGUUCAAUGUCGUGCUCCUGGGCCACCUGCCUGCAGAGCUCGACGCCGCCGCCGCCCUCGUCAGGGCCGAGCGCCGAGCCGCCCAGGUCCGAGUCGUCGUCCUCGACGCCAUCGCCUCGACGCCCCACGAGAUCGAGGCCGCCCUCGGCCCUAUCGCCGCCCUCCCCGUCACCGUCCUGGUCAACAACGUCGGUGGCUUCCCCAUCGACGAGCCCACCCUCCGCUACUUGUCCGACUAUACCGCCGAAGACCUGGACCGCUCCCUCAACAUCAAUGCACGCUUCAUGGCUCACGUGUCACGAGUGCUGCUCCCUCGGCUUGCCGAAAAUGGACCCGCCUUGGUCCUCAACAUGAGCUCGGCCUCGCGGAUGGGCAUCCCGUGGGCCGCCCCCUACUCCGGCUGCAAGGGUUUCGUCAUCUCAUUCACGGCAUCGGUGGCGCGAGAGAUGAUCGCCGCCGGCAGCGAGGUCGACUGCGUCGCCAUCGUGCCCGGUGACGUACACUCCCAGUCCAACACCCUAUGGCUCAGCCCGGGCUCACCCGACUCGCGCCAGUACGCAAAAGCAAUGCUCGAUCGAGCGCCCCGGGCGGCCAGGAGGGGGUGGCUUGAGUGCGCCCCGUGGUUCGCGCAUGCUCUGGGCUUUGCCCUCCUCGAUAUCCUGCCCGGACCAGCGGUCCUGUUUCUGCUGACCGAAUUUGCUAAGCAAAAGGAGGCGGCUGCGAGGGCACUGAAGCGAGCUUGACCGACUGCGGUGCGACUUGCACAGUCGAACACCGACAGCAGUGUCCUGAUUUUCAUAGUUCGAAGAUGGCGACCACCAGCAUACUUGGGAAACAUUGGCUAGGUUAUACCCAUGACUUUUCUUUUUUUUUUCUUCUUCCAUCCGAGCUCCACGCGUUUCGGAUACCUACUAUUCAAUCGGCUAUGAUAGCAGGAGAAGAGCGCUAGGUGCACAAAUGGCAU